Molecule: messenger RNA, 9686 nt
Organism: Petromyzon marinus (sea lamprey)
Lineage: Eukaryota; Metazoa; Chordata; Hyperoartia; Petromyzontiformes; Petromyzontidae
Product: breakpoint cluster region protein
Biological process (GO): protein phosphorylation; intracellular signal transduction; positive regulation of GTPase activity
Cellular component (GO): membrane
Molecular function (GO): GTPase activator activity; guanyl-nucleotide exchange factor activity; protein serine/threonine kinase activity
Source: RefSeq, a predicted model, not a curated record
CCCGUUGCUACAUUCCUACGGCUAAAUUCCGAGGUGGUGGUAGUUGCUGCUGGUUGUUAAAGCGCCACCUGCGUGCGAGUUUGUAAGUCACCCCACCCCACCCACCUCUCCAUCACCCACCAUUGACGUCAACUUCCCUUCGAGAAUAAGCAGGAAGAAGAAUAAUAAGAAGCCAGAAGCACUCUUCACUCAAGCAGAAGAGCAUCGCAGCGAAUCUCUUUCGGAGCAGCAAACUUAAAAGACACACGCGCACGUGCGUGAGCUCAUCAAACUAAGCACAACUUCUCGUUGCGUGUCUGUGUUUUUUUUUGUUUUUGUUUUAUUUGUUAUUACCGAACAACAGCAGAAACGGACGUUGUUUCUUUCAUUGAGGUUGGUGGAGAGAAGGGGAGGGGGAGGUGACGGGGGGAGGGGAAGGUUGGAGGGACGUAACAAGGAUCGUAUUCCUGUCGUAUCAUCAUCAUCGACAACAACAACACUACUACUACACAAUACCAAGAAGUCAGGGCUGUGGUUGACCAGGAAGCUCACGAAGUCACAGGCAACGCUGCACGCAGUUGGUGAGUGUGCGUGAGGUCUCUCUCAGGUGUGGCGGUGAGUAAAAGUUGCUAAGAAAACAAACAACCCCCCCCCCCCAAAAAAAAAAUAUAUAACGAUGCGGUGCUCGGAUGCGGACGAAUUCGAGUCGUCUUGGAAGGCGCAGUUCCCCGACCGUGACCCCCCACGGCUGGGGCUCAAGCCCGGUGAUACCAAUGACCUGGCGCGCAAGCUGGAAGCCACGUGCGCCACGGUCCGACGUUUGGAAGUGGAGCUCAAGCAGGAGCGCUUCGUGGCCAUCUACCUGCAGACGUGUCUGGCGCGCGAGAGCAAGCAGUACGAUUGUGGCCGAUGGACGGGCUCCACGGGGUCUCUCGACGACCUCCGGGGUGACGAUGACGGGCAAGCCGGGCACGCAGCCUCCUGGGGACGAGCGAGAAAGCGGGACGAGGCUGCGAAUGUUGUAGAGGGGGAGCAGCCACCACCACCGCCACCACCGCCGUCGUCGCUUGGGCUAUCCGACGUGGCGGCGGCGGCGGUGGUGAAGCCGAAGCAGCAAAGGCAAACGAUCCUCUCCCGGCGCAAGAUGAUGAAGAACGUCAACUCCCAACGUCGCUCUUCUGAUGAGGAAGACGAGAAGAAUGACAGGAAGGCGGAGGAGGAGGAUGAUGAUGAUGACCACGACGAAGACGAGAAGAAUGACAGGAAGGAGGAGGAUGAUGAUGAUGACCACGACGAAGUCGUUUCGGAUGGCGCGGCCGAGGAGACGCCGGCACCGUCGAGGGAAAGUCUACUGGUCGAUCCUCUGUCCCUCCGCUCCCACCACGGCAGCUCGGACUCCCUGGGCGCCAGCAGUGACAGCGAAGAAGACGUCGACUCCGCCAAAACAUCCCCCGGGAAGGAGACGGCGACGAGGAAGAAGAAGCAGAAGCAGCAGCAGGCAAAGGUCGAAAAGGAGAAGCUGGUCACCUGGACGGACACGAAGACCUCCGUGAAGUUGGAGGGGGGACAUAAGUGCUACGCAGUUACCAAAGUGUUCGGCGACGCAGCGUCAACUCCGACCACAGCGGCUGGGUCUGUGGAGAUGGAUGGGGCAGCGUCCUCGAGGCCCGGGUUGUCGGUUUCCAACUACAAAGUUGGCCAGGUCGAAAUUAAGAUAACACGCGCAGAGGACGACCCACACAACGACCUGGAUGCCCCAUACGGCCGGACGCACUCGGCGUGCGGUCACCAAGUGGAGGGCACGGAGGGCGAGGAGCGGGGUCAGGACCUCCCGUACAUCGACGACUCUCCUCCGUCAUCGUCUCCCAAGAUUGGCCAUCGUGGCCUGCAGCCCGAGGACGGAGACGGCCCCACCGAUUCCCCGCUCGACGCAAACCUCGCGGCGGAGGCCGAUGAGGAAAAGGUUUUGACCAUGAGGAAGCUCGUUCUGUCUGGUAUUCUGGCCAGCGAAGAGACCUACCUCAACCAGCUGGAGGGCCUCAUGCUGCCGCUGAAACCGCUGAGGGCGGCCGCCACGACGUCGCAACCACUGCUCACCAACGUUCAGAUCGACGCCAUCUUCUUAUGCCUGCCCGAGAUCCUCGCGGUGCACCGCGAGUUCUACGAGGGCCUGCGGCCUCGCGUGCAGCAGGACGACGCCUCGCAGGGCGUGGGCGACCUCUUCCUCAAGCUGGCCAACCACCUUGACUACUACAAGAAGUUUGUGGACAACUACAAGACUGCGGUGGAGAUGGCCGAUAAGUGCAGCAGCGCGGACGCUCAGUUCGCCAAGAUUUCAGAGAGGUUGAAGGUGAAGAGCUCUUCUGGAUCCAAAGAACAAGCAAGCGCAUCGUCUCUGGAAGCGCUCCUGUACAAGCCCGUGGACAAAGUAAUGCGCAGCACGCUCGUCCUGCACGACCUGCUGAAGCACACGCCGCGGUCGCACGACGACUACCCGGCCCUGGAGGAGGCGCUGCGCAUCUCCCAGAACUUCCUCUCCCACCUCAACGCCGAGGUGACGUCGCAUCGAGCGAAUCUGCGCAGGGGAGAGGGCUACUCCAUGCUGCGCGACGGCUUCCUGGUGGAGCUCGUGGAGUGCUCCCGCAAGCUGCGUCACGUGUUCCUCUUCGACAAACUGCUCCUCUGCACCAAGCUGAAGAAGCAGAUCUCGGGGAAGCAGCAGAACUACGAGUGCAAGUGGUACCUGCCGCUGGUGGACCUGAGCUUCGUGCCGUUGGACGAGACGGAGGGCAGCCCCCCCAUCCACGUGGCCACGGAGGAAGAGCUGGAGGCGAUGAAGGGCAAGAUCUCGCAGAUCAAGAGCGAGAUCACGCGAGAGAAGAAAGCGAACAAGAACAGCCGCUCGUUGGAGCGGUUGAAGAAGAAGUUGUCGGAGCAGGAGUCGCUGCUGCUGCUGACGUCACCCAGCAUGCCGCUGAGGCUCCACACGAAGCACGGCAAGCCUUACACCUUCCUCCUAUCGUCGGACUACGAGCGAGCCGAGUGGAGGGAGGCCAUCCAGGAACAACAGAAGAAAUGUACCGACAGCUUUGCGUUGAGCUCGGUGGAGCUGCAGCUCCUCACCUCAUCCUGCAUGAAGCUCCAGAUGGUUCACAACAUCCCGCUCACAAGCAACAAGGACGACGACGAGUCUUCGGGCCUCUACGGCUUCCUCCAUGUCAUCGUCCACUCCGCCUCGGGAUUCUCCGAGGCCGCGAAUCUCUACUGCUCACUGGAACUGGACUCCUACGGCUAUUUCGUGAACAAAGCUCGAACCCGAGCUUCCAGGGACACCACCGAGCCCGAAUGGAAUGAGGAGUUUGAGAUCGAGCUGGAGGGUUCCCAGAGCCUGCGCAUCCUGUGCUACGAGAAGCGCCACGAGAAGGGCAAGCUGAGCAAGGGCGACGCCCAGACCAGCGACCUCAUCCUGGGCAAAGGACAGGUGCAGCUGGAUCCCAAGGGCGUCCCAGAAAAGGACUGGCAGGAGACGGUCAUAUCCAUGAACGAGAUCGAGGUGAAGCUGUCAAUGAAGUUCACGAGCCGGGAGUACAGUCUGAAAAGGAUGCCCUCUCGCAAACAGACCGGCGUCUUCGGGGUUAAAAUCAGCAUCGUCACCAAGCGGGAGCGCUCCAAGGUGCCGUACGUGGUGCGGCAGUGCGUGGAAGAGAUCGAGAGGAGAGCCAUCGACGAGGUCGGCAUUUACCGCAUCUCCGGCGUCGCCACCGACAUCCAGACGCUCAAGGCGGCGUUCGACAACAACCACAAGGACGUGCUGGUGAUGCUGAGCGAAAUGGACGUGAACGCCAUCGCGGGCGUGCUCAAGCUGUACUUCCGGGAGCUGCCCGAGCCGCUGCUCACCGACGAGAAGUACCGCAGCUUCGUGGAGGCCAUUGCGCUCUCGGACCCCGUGGCGAAGGAGAACUGCAUGAUCAACGUGAUGCAGUCACUGCCUGAGCCGAACUACACCACCUUCAUGUUCUUGCUGGGCCACCUGCGCAGGGUCGCGGAGCACGACUCGGCGAACAAGAUGACGCUGCACAACCUGGCCACGGUAUUCGGCCCGACCCUGCUGCGGCCCUCCGAGAAGGACUCCAAGAGCUCCCCGGCGGCCAUCGUGAGCGUGGACAGCUGGUCGUUGGAGGUCAUGGCUCAGGUGCAGGUCCUCCUCUACUUCCUGCAGAUGGAGUCCAUUCAGCCGUCUGAGAGCAAACGACAGAGUCGCCUGCUGAUCUAGAGCGGGUCGGCCUGCGCACCCUCCCACUCUUCUCCAUCGUCAUGGGCGCAGCGUUUCCGUUGCGCCCGGAAACAGCUCCCCUCCUCAACAGCGCUGGCGCCCGUCAUUCUUUUUGCCAAAGCCAGCGUUCGCAUUCCUCCACCUGCAGGGUUGGCCCUACCGUGGCGUACAUCGAUCGACCGCGGGUCUCUCAGACCCUCCGCGCAAGUGGACGUUUUGUUUUGCGUUUUGUUUUUGUAAAACAAGCCAGCUGUUAGUUUGGCUGAAGUGGGAAUCGUGCAGCUUAGCCCAUUUUCCUGUCUCUCCAUCCGUCCCUCUGCUGGAACAAGGGUCUUUAUAUAAGUCUCGGUGGAUCUGGAGGCGUUGCUAUUAAGUAUUUUCAUUUGAAUUUGUGCAAAACCAAAAUGCGUCAGUGGAUUAAUGGUAAGGAGGCACUUGCCCACGCCCAGCGCUUCCAACCCUGUGUGCGUGCGUGUGCACGCGUGUGCACGAAGCCAACGAGAUGUUAAUAAUCACGACGAUGACAAAUCGCCCCGUGCCUGCCGAGUGCAGAACACACACCCUGGCGGUUAAGGUGGACAUCCAUAGGCAUCCGCAUUAGCGACUCAACCGUACGUGGUACCGCGGUGUCUCCUCUCUGAGCCCCAAGAGUUAUUCGUGGGAACAGGAGCACAAGCCCUGAUGGACAAACUCAAAAGCGUGAAUUUUGAUUUCAGUAUGUCUAUUCGCUGUUGAGAGAUUUUCAUCCUUGUCGUCAUCAUCACGUGUCAUUCCCAAUCCGACUCGUCUUGGGAUCUCCAUCUCCACGCUUAGUCCGUCCUGCGAACCAAGCGGCUUCGCUGCAUUGUCCAGACACCCACGUGUUCGUCUCCCUUGCCGAUCUCUUCCCCCUCAAUCUCACCAGAAAGGGACCACGGGCCAACGUUCAAAAUAAUGUAAAGAGCAAGCACGAUUGAUAUAAUGAGCACAGUGAUUACAUCUUUAGUCAAUGAACUGCUAACGAUAAUCCUGCAGUAAGCGUGAUGAUGCAGUUCAAUCGUCCCCUGAUUGUAAUGGACUAAUUAGACGUUGUGAAACCAUGUGGCAGGGUUUCCGUCAAUAGCUUUUAUCAUUUCAGUGCAGGACGUCGGAAGGCGUAUCAAAUUCUAAUCGGUCUAGACUAACGACAAACGACACCAUCAGGCUUUCAGACGGGGGACAUCUCAGGGUGCAGCCUCGUUGCGUUUAAUGUGAUGUCCAUUUAAGCGUGUGUAUGUGUGUGGUGGGGUAAAAUGUGGGGACUCUCCAUCUCUGGCAAGUUUGCCCAGCGUAGUAGAAGAGUAGGCCAAAUACCCUAUGUGGGGGGGGGGGUGCCCUAGAGUUCACUUCGGUGGAGACCCUUCUGCCAGCAUGGCUAACCGUAACCACCACGGGUACAAGAUGGAGCCUUCCCCUUGCCGAUACGCGUCUAGUCACAGAGAAAGGCAGGUGCUAAGCUGGGAUAAACACGUUGCUUGGUUUUUCGUUUUGGCAGAGCUGCCGCAUCAACCGAUGGAGGUGCUUCACGAUACACCAAGAGCUUGGGUUGCCACUUUUGAUGGUUUAAAAAAAAACAGGACACAUCACGGGAUGAAGAAUAUCUCACAAUACCUACCUAUAGAGGACGAAGUUACUUCAUGUAGAUGCAUUGUCGAGAGUGGUGCAUCAGUAACGCAGCUGACGAAAACCGGGGCUUUCAAUUUCCGGGAAGACUUAGAGAUUUCCGAAGACACCGAGCUAACUAUCUUUAAAAACAAAUAGAACAAUCCUGGGAAAACCAGGGCAGGUGGCAACCCUAGCGAGAGCACGGGUCGAGCGACGGGUAUUUACCGCUGACACUCCUGUCCAGGGGGGGGGGCCUCCCGAGAUCGCGAGCGCCAAAGCGAACGAGCGUCGGAUGGUGCAGCGGUCCAGCGUCUUGGAAUCGUGUGACCGAUGAGCCCACGGUAGCGGCGGAUGCACGCACGCACGCACGAUGCCACCGAUGAGGGAGAUUUGGGGGGGGGGGGGGCGAUGAACGCCUGGAGCACACCGCUGGGCGCUUUAACCAGCUCGGCGCCAAGCAUGGCACAUUUGUAUUGAAAACGUACAAAGACUGCACGCAUAGAGUGCAGUAUAUGUGUGUAUUACACUUUGUAAUGUUGGGCUGCUUUUCCAGCGGCUGCUUCUUCACGUGGCUCACCUGAGAUUUGCUCUGUAGCCCACUUGUGCCCAUUGGAGAAGGGUGAGCCGGGCUCUGCUAACGGUGUGGGGGCGGGGGGGGGUUUGUACAAAAUCUAUGCCAAACCAGCUUUGCAAAACGAUCCGGGGGACCAAACGGUGAUUGAAUAUUCUACUGAUUUGUUUUUCUUUCAUGGCGUGUGAAGGGGUCACAUUAUUGUUGGGUUUUUGUUGUCUUGUUUCGAAUUUUAAAUUAUUGUAUAAUGUUUUGUGUAAGACGGCGGGGGGGGGGGGAACUUAAGUAUAUAGCUAUGAUGUACUUGGUUGUUACUCGUAAUGAAUGCCUAUUUUUUGUUGUCUGCCGUAUGUAGAUUCAAUCUGUAGUUUCUGAAAGGUAUCCAUUGACAAUGUAAUCAUAAUUUUGUAAGUUCAACUCUCUCUUCUCCAUGCCCUGCACACGUUAAGCCACUUCUACAAUUGAGCGGGGUUUUUUUUCGAAUAUAAACUGCUAAGUUAACAUUUUUUAUUCAGCAUAUUAUAUUUAGACACUUUCGGCAAGCUGUUGCGUCUCGUACUCUUGAGAUGCUGCGUGCAAAAACACAGUACUUUUUUUCUGUUUCGUGUUUGUUAUCAAUAUUAUUUUGUUUGAAAUAUUUUUUUCUGCAUUUAAAAUGUUCUAAUACUCUUCUUGCCUGUAUAUAGCACAAUGUUUUUUAUGAACAGGCCUCCCCCAAGGAAGGCACUCGAUGUGAACUCCUGUGCGUCUCUGUGUCUGUCUGUCUGUGUGCGCGCGUGUGUCUAUUUGUGUGUGUGUGCUGGCGAACAGCACUUGCCCCAAAAGUCUGUGAGGGGGUGGGGGAUCUUUGUACAACAUCGUGUAUAAAGCUCCCUUCUUGAACCAUGAUGAAACCAGGUACGGAUAGCGUACCCAGGCAAUGUUAGAUGGGUAAGUGGAAUUUUUGCGUUGGGCAUUGAUUGGCAAAGGCCAAAACGCAUGUCUCCUCAACCACUGACGACCAUGCCAAACCUCUCAUUAAUCCGGCUUACAACUUGCACUGUUUUACCAAAACCUGCAAUUGAAAAGGUUUUACGUAUCCGCACUAAAUCUGCUGCAUUCAGAGGAUUAUACGGACAGCUUUUACAAUGCAAUGAUGUAUACGGACUGGUGCUAAUUACUUUUUUGGGCAAGACUCAAUGUAAAAUAAUGUGUUGUGACAAUUCCUUUAUUUUUACAUCAACACAUUGCUUUACCGUUGCCGGAUGUUCACCGUCGCUCGGCGUUUAAUAAACAACUUCAGGACGUUGCAGGAUCGGUACAACAUAUCCAGACGUGUCGUAUGUUUUGUGCUGGUCUAUCUGGAAUACGUUUAAAUACUUCCUACACAUUUAUUUGUGGCAUAGUAGGUUGCGUAGGUAUAGGUAGGUUAUGGUAAAGUACAUGCUUGGUUAAAAAUAUAUAUUAGUUCUAACAUUUGCAGUGAUUUAGCACCUCCUACGAAAACAGAAUGACAUACUUGGACUGGCGUAUACGACUGUUUUUCAAAGCGGCAUUGAUGUGUAUGUUAUCGGUAUAUAGGGUACCAAUUUUACCCUUUGCAGAAACUUAUUGAAUACAUUUUUACAUCGCGGUACCUGUCUUUCGGGAGGGAAUGAUGUUUUUCAGAGGGUCACGUGUGGUGGGGUAAAGUGUGGGUACUCACACCUCUUCCAAGACUUCUGGCCAGUAUGGAUGAGUUGGCCGAAUGCCCUCUAAGAGAGGCGGCAGCGCUCUCUAUAAACAUGUCCGUAGUGAACGCGCUACCCCGCCUGUUCAACCCCCAGCAGUGUCACGACACAGCAAGUCACCGGUACCAGCGGGAUGGUUGACUAGUUAAUUAGCGUUUGGAUCUUUCGUGACUGCAGGAAUUACUCUUUGGUUCUUUCGGUAAAGUCACGUAAAUAAAUUAUUUUCUUUCUACGUGAAAAUAAUGUAUUUUGUUUCUACGUGACUUUAUCAAAAGAACCAAAGAGUGAUUAAUUAGGGUUUGGGAUUCGUAUCGUAUCUAGUUUGGGUGUGCUCAUCCUCUUUUUUUGGCCAUCAAUUGGAACGUGUCACCUUUUGAUUUUGGCCGCUAUUAAUAAUAUCUGCCGCUCAUCCGCACACUGUGGUGGGGGCUUGAUUAUUGGAGUUUGAGAAGCCCCUCAUCCAGGAGAGAAAGUGAGCCUUUCUUUUUUUUGUACACAAAAAGUCAUGGCGAAAUACUUUGGAAGAGAUUGUCUUAAUUAUCACCCUCGCCAACUUGGCUGGGGUUAAUUGAACCUAUCUGCCAGGGGGUUCAAUGAUUCGGCGUAACCCGCGCUUCUCCGAUUGAUGAUCGCCGCCAUUCGAUUCAAGAGUGGAUUUCGGUUUUAACGUUUGGGGCUUGUGAGAGCCCAUUGCGGCGACAUUAGAUUUGAAAAUCAUCGGUAUUUAUUGCACGUAAAUUAACGCGUGUGGCCGUGGGUUUUCAGAGUCCACUAUUAACAGAUGAGCCGAUUGCAUCGGUGCAAUUUGUUGAUCGAUCAAUUAUUCUUUUAUCGCCGACCUCAUGCAAAAAGUUAAUAUUUUGGCUUCAAAUAAUUAAUGUGCCGUCAACACCUCCAAUCUGGACCAUUUUAUUUUUUUAAACCAUUUUCGCGUGGUGCGUGAUAGGCUUCCAGUGCCACCUCUUGGUCAUUUCGGUAAAUGUGAGCUGCAGCAAAAAUGUCCGUCGGAGUUGAUUUGCAUAUAGGGUACACAAAGCAAUAGCCCCAUUGUGUCUCCAAGUAUAAAUGCUAUGUAUUUCAACCCAUCAGCCUAUUGAGCCAGCAGCAUUUGUGUAAGCAAUUUUAGAUGGCAAACAUUCUUGAAUGUCGAUAGCGGUCAGGCCUCUUAAACACAUGCUGAUCAGUUAAAUAAUUGUAACUGCCAGAUGUUAUUGGCAAGAGCACUGCGCACAAAUUAUCGUCCGCAAAGCCAAUAGGCUCUUUAAACCCUGAUGCCCCCACGUUUUUCCAAUUCAGUGACUUUGCGGUAACACGCAACAACACUGGGCGUAGGGUGUAAUCUACGAUCCAGUCGAGGAUUCGUUCAACCGUUCGUGAAAGUGGAUUGACAAACGGGAGUGAUGAUCUCGCCUCUAAUCUCACCAAACGGCUCUCUGAUGAACCUUUAGCGCCAUCUAGUGGACACAAAACGCAUCUAAUUUCGCGGUGCAUUUAAAAUAUUGUACUAUAGUGUGGCUUUAAAUCGCAGCAA